AUGAAGUGGCGAUAUCCUGUCCCGGACAUGGAGAACGCCGCGGGGCUGCAGAGUGGCACUGGGGAGCCUAAGCCGGAGCCUAAGACAGAGUCCAAGCCGGAGUCCAAGCCGGAGCCUAAGCCGGAGCCUAAGCCGGAGCCUAAGCCGGAGCCCAAGACAGGACCUAAACCAGAACCUAAACCAGAACCCAAACCAGAAAUCAAGACAGAACAUAAGGCAGAAAACAAACCAGAACCCAAGCCAGAACCCAAACCAGAAAUCAAGCCACAGCCCAAACCAGAGCUCAAGCCAGAACCCAAACCAGAGCUCAAGCCACAGCCCAAACCAGAAAUCAAGCCACAGCCCAAACCAGAGCUCAAGCCCAAAGCCAAGCCCAUUGAGCCCUCCGCUCCCUCCAAGCCCAUUGAGCCCUCCGCUCCCCCCAAGCCCAUUGAGCCUGCUAAACCCGCAGAACCCUCCGCUCCCCCCAAGCCCAUUGAGCCCUCGGAACCCUCCAAACCCGCCGAGCCCGUUGAACCCUCGGAGCCCGCCAAGCCGGUGAGGAAAUUCACGGGUUGGAGCACGAAGCCCGUGCAGGCGAUCUCCCUGAAGGAGAUCCAGAACGAGCAGAAGGAGCAGAAGGGACAGAAGGAGAACGCGAAGGUGAAGCUCCCCGUCGCGAAGCCCACCGGCAAAAAGGUGGUUCUAAACCCGUCCACUCUUCUCCCUCUCGAUGUCACGCCCCCCAAGCGCACAUGGAACCCCGUCCCCGUCAAGAACGUGCAGCCCAUCGUCCUCUCCAGACCGGAGCCCAAACCUGCCCAGCCGCCACAUCCCGCGCAGCCCGCCAAAAAUCAAAAGCCCGCCAAAAACCAGCCUGGUAAAGCAGGCGCGUCCCAGACACUGGAGAGUGAGGGAGGGUGGAGAACGUCAGACGUAGAUCGCAGCCAAGAAAUCGAAUUGCUGCUGCAACAGGCCGGAUCCACAUUGAAUGAAGUGAGAAAGCCGGUGAUAAAGGAGGCGAGCGUGCUGAAUUUUGAUAAGUUCCCCACGCUGGAUAGUGCGAUUAAGACGAAGAAGGGAAAGAAAUGA
Molecule: messenger RNA, 1071 nt
Organism: Blastocystis hominis
Lineage: Eukaryota; Bigyra; Opalinata; Blastocystidae
Exons: 1
Coding region: 1-1071 (356 amino acids)
Source: RefSeq, a predicted model, not a curated record